This is a messenger RNA of Trichomycterus rosablanca, 3046 nucleotides long. It is a transcript of the gene gramd1ba, whose product is annotated as GRAM domain containing 1Ba. Gene Ontology annotation, cellular component: plasma membrane; endoplasmic reticulum membrane; endoplasmic reticulum-plasma membrane contact site. NCBI's taxonomy places the organism in Eukaryota, Metazoa, Chordata, Actinopteri, Siluriformes, Trichomycteridae. Gene Ontology annotation, biological process: intracellular sterol transport. The transcript has 19 exons. Bases 1 to 2679 code for a protein of 892 amino acids. The record is from RefSeq and is a predicted model, not a curated record. Gene Ontology annotation, molecular function: cholesterol binding; cholesterol transfer activity.
AUGACUGAAACUCUGCAACUGCCAGCACUUCAUAUCCAGGCUCCUUGUGAUGCAGAUCAGGAUGGAGCCACCUGCGGAGAAACUCCUGCCUCUCCCAGCCCGUCUCUGCGCCGCAAACGCUUUAAAAUGCGGCGCAUGAAGCAAGUGCAGAGCGAGAAAGAGGCAAGCGAGAGUAACAAGGAAUACCUGCAGCUUCCUUCCAUCGAGAUUACGCCAUCGAGCGACGAGGACGGAGGAGGCUCUGUCACGUCCACGCCGAAUGCCUCACCCUGUCGCAGACGCUCCCUCUUAAAGAAGUGGCUCCAAAGAGGAGACAAGAAGGAGCAGAGCAGUGAGAGCAGCAGCCAGCAAAGCAGCUUACAGAGCAGCCAUGAAGAGGAGUCGACCCGAUACCUGAGCCCCAAUGUUCAAAACGACAGCACUGCGAGUAACUCGACCCGGAGCACUCCCACUUGUUCACCAGUGCUGCGCAAGCGCUCUCGCUCUCCGGUUCCUGUGAGUGCAGACGGAGAGAACAUGGUGGAGAAAAGCUCUGAUCAUUUGGCUGAUAAAUCACCAUCCACUCCUGAACAGAACACCCAGCGGCCCUACAGCCAGCCAGUACAAAGCACUCGCACCGGCAACAAGAACUCCAAGAAAAGUCAGAGCUGGUACAACGUUUUGAGCCCCACAUACAAGCAGCGCAAUGAGGACUUCAGGAAACUUUUCAAGCAGCUACCCGACACCGAACGUCUCAUUGUGGACUACUCAUGUGCCCUGCAGAGGGACAUCCUCCUUCAGGGUCGCCUCUACCUCUCCGAAAACUGGAUCUGCUUCUACAGCAACAUCUUUCGCUGGGAAACACUGCUGAUGGUACGUCUGAAAGACAUCUGCUCCAUGACGAAGGAGAAGACAGCACGUCUGAUUCCCAAUGCUAUCCAGCUCUCUACUGACAAUGAUAAGGUUAGAAAAAACAUCACUGAUAUCCAAACGUUCUGCCAGCACCAUUGUCUUGCUCUGCUAAAUCUAAACAUAGUUCUGUAUUUUCUGCUGCAGCACUUUUUUACCUCAUUUGGAGCGCGGGACCGCACCUACAUGAUGAUGUUUCGACUCUGGCAGAACGCUCUGCUGGAAAAGCCGCUGUGUCCGAAGGAGCUGUGGCACUUCGUCCAUCAGUGCUAUGGCAAUGAGCUCGGAUUAACGAGUGAUGAUGAGGAUUACGUACCUCCAGAUGAUGAUUUUAACACCAUGGGGUACUGUGAAGAGAUCCCGCCCGAGGAGAACGACGCACAGGAUACCUGCGCCAAAAACCCAGAAGUGGUAAAGACAGAUGCCAGUCCCCAGCUGCCCAAGAAAUCCUUCACCAGCAAUAAUCUUCCUUCUACAGGCAGCAGUGAAACACCUGCCAAUUAUGAAGUUCCUCCAGAGGAAGAUUUCCCCAGCUGUCUUCCGGAGGAUCUCCUACCUCUACCAUUACCAGAUAACAAGUUUUCCAAAUCCAGUGCCCUAGUACCCUCGCCCUCACUCGACCUCAACGAUAAUGAAGACCUUCCCACCGAGCUCAGCGACUCCUCGGAAACCCAUGAUGAAGGAGAAGUCCAAGCUUUCUAUGAUGACCUGAAUGGAAAGCAUUACAUCAACGAGGUCUACAAGUUUAGUGUGGAUAAGCUGUAUGAUCUUCUCUUCAGCGAGUCCCAGUUUAUGAGGGACUUUCUCGAGCUACGCCGCCUCUCUGAUGUGGUGUAUCAUCCAUGGAAAAAAGAGACGGGGGAUCAGAGUCGAGAGAUCAUGUACACCAUCUCCAUUACAAACCCUCUAGCUCCCAAAACUGCUACAGUCACUGAGACUCAGACUCUGUACAAGGCCAGUCAGGAAGGAGAGUGCUACAUCAUCGAUGCUGAAGUGAUCACUCAUGAUGUCCCAUACCAUGAUUACUUCUACACCCUCAACCGCUACAUGCUAACAAGAGUGGCCAAAAACAAGUGCAGACUGAGGGUUUCCACCGAGCUGCGCUACAGGAAGCAGCCGUGGGGUCUCGUCAAGGGGUUCAUAGAGAGGAACUUCUGGAGUGGCCUGGAUGAAUAUUUUAGACAUUUAGAACUGGAGCUGAGUAAGGUAGAGGUGGCACUAACAGAACCCCACAGACAAUCCCCUAAAUCCAAAGUGGUGCGCUCGUCCACUGUGAGGCGACACCGGAAGAGGCCAACUUCUCACCUGAGGCCGCAGCAUCUGGAUGAGGAGCUGAGUGCCAUCACCACGGCUGAGGACGAGGAGGUCAUUAAACGUAUCAAACAUGUACCAGGAUCCACACAGACACGACAUCUCCCUGAUCAUGGUUCUGGAAGUCUUGCUUUCUACAGUGUCUCCAAACUUCUGCUCAUCAUCAGCUUUGUCUUGGUGUUAUUGGUUUUCCUCAACAUGAUGCUGUUCUAUAAGCUGUGGACACUAGAACACACCACACAGAGCUUAGCAUCAGCACACGGCCUGAGAACUCAGGAGAGUAAACUUCCUCAAACGCAGAUGGAGUGGGCUCAGCUCCUGGAGGCGCAGCAGCGUUACCAUGACGAUGAGCUGGAGAAGUGGCGGGAGAUAAUCAAGUCUUCAGUGGUUAUGUUAGAUGAGAUGAAAGGCUCUUUACUAAACCUACAGAAGGGAAUCACCAUGAGGGACUCCAAAUCCGAGGAGAAAAGGAGUCGAUAAUGAUUCACUGAUUCACCGGCUGAAUGGUGCAAUAAACCAGACGUGGAGGAACCUCAGAAGCUGCCUCUUCUUAUACAUCUCUUCUUCUUCUCUCCAUCGGAGGACCAGAGACACUCACUGAGUGAACUGGAUUGCAAAAACUAACCUAUGAAGUUUAAGAUUCAGAACGAUUUAUAAUCCUGCUCACCAGGGCCAAAAAUGAUUCAUGAGUCAUGAUUCAUUUAAUGACUUGUUUGAGUUUUGAACGCACAUGCAGCAACGUCCCAGCUGCACUUCCUCACUUUUUGAUAGAAAUUUUCGGAAUCCGGGACCAGGUUACGAUACCGAACUAUAAUCAAUAUCAUACGUGUAAACCAGUGUUAUACUU